CACAAAAGCAAGGCUUUAUUCCCCACAUGUUCUGAUCGAGAACGUUUGAAUUUUACAACACAUUUUUUUAGAUACUAAAAAUUGCAGAGUACAAAAUUUGGAUACGGGACCACCAUGAGUUUCCACAAAAAGUUGAACGACUUCCACCGGAAGUUGGACCUGGCCAAAUGGUACAUGGGCGUGUCCACGCAGCAGGAGACGGCGAUGUUCACCAUGUCGGAGAGCCUCCGCGAUGACUACGAGCAGGGAACGGGUGAGCAGAUGUACAAGGCCCUGAUUGCCCUGGGAAUCCAACCGGUGAUAUCCAAGAAGAAGAUCAGCCGGAUGGUCCAGCUGAGCAGGAACAACAUCCUGGCCUUUCUCUACUUCGUGAUGGAGGGUUACUACAAGACGUGCCAGAAGGAUGGAGUCUACAGCAUAAACGAACAGUUGCUGAUGAACGCCAUAGCCAAGAUCGACAUGUUGGCCACCAUUCGAGGUCUGGACACGGUGCUCCCGAGGCCCCCACAAAAACUACCCGAGGCGGAAGCCCAGUCGCUGGAUUCCGGGAGCGAAGCAGAGAAGCGCCCAUCGAAGAAGCGCUCCAAGAAAUCCCCCUACUUCCAGAGCCAGCCGAAACCCGUUCAGCGAACCUCCCGAUUGACCACCAAGCUCCCGAAGUUUGUGGUAUCCUUUAAGUUCUGGCCCAACGAUGGACCACCCAACUACGGAAAGGACGAAGAGGAGCCCUGGUACGCCCUAUACCGACUCAAUCCCGGCCAGCGUUUGAUCAAAAAAACCCUCUCCGAGACUCUGGAGCGAUAUUUCAAACUGGGUGGCUUGGAGAGCAGCCAGGAGGAGGAGGAGGGUAAGCCCAAGAGCCGGGAGCCAGAGCCCAAUAUGUGCCUGGUGCACAAGGGUCAGGUGCUCCAGUCGCAGCUUUUGAGGGACGAACUGGCGGUCAAGGCGAGGGAUCGCUGCCUGGAGCUGCUCGACGUGGCCGAGCCCUAUAGAAAGCUUAGGAAGGCGCGGAUUGUGGCCCAGUUGGAGCACGACAUCGAUAUAAUCAUGGCGCGCCAUCGCAACGCGAUGCACUGCGACCAGACCAAAGUGCUGACCAUUGAGAAUGCCGACUGCGUGCUGUGCCAGAAGAUGUUGGUAUCGCAGCCUUGGCCGGAUCCCAAGGAUCAGGCUGGUCGGGCUCUGGUUGGUGAUGAUAUCGGUAUAGCCCACACGGCUGCCAGCGAUACUUACCGGGGGAAGAGGCUCGAGGGAGGAGGAGGCAAGCCAAAAAAUAAAAAGGAUAAAAAGGGUAGGAAGGCAAAAAAGGAAGAGCCCCCGCCGGAACCCCCAAAGGAAGAGCCCAAGAAGGUGUCAACCUGGAAGCCGCCACCCCGCAAGCUGGCAAAAAGCCCCUUCCGUAUGCAUAACAUCGAAUUUGAUGACAAAUCCUCGGAGAAAUCUAGGACCAUACUGGACCCCUCGGAAUGCGGGGCUCCUCCGGCACCAAGAAAGUCGGCUGUAUCGUUCAUUUUGGCCAAGGGAAGACUCGAAUCGAAUUCCGAAAAGUGCAAAAUGCGGACCUCCACCAAACAGGUGAAAAAGAAGUUCUUCCGGGGACCGCGUUCCAAUAAGCCCUACAAGUUCAAGUACCAUCGGGUCUUCCAAUCCGGUCAACCAAAACCCUUUGACUUGCACAAGAUAGUGACCAAGACGUUUGUGAAGGCGCUGGGUAAGUCGGAGGAGGAUCGGGGGCAUGAUUCCUGCAACUAUGAUUGCCUAAUGAGCGAGAUGAUGAUUGAAGACGAGGUGCCCCCGGAGAACGAACCGGAUAAGAAGGUGGCUCCAGAGCCCCAAGCCCCGCUGGGCUUGUUCGAUGAUCCUGAUGAGGACAGGACCUCCGAUGACAGUCGGGAGACCCCGGAUAACUCGAGCAACCACAGCCUCCGCAGCCACGUGGAUUACAAGGCGGAGAUCGUGGAGGCGGUGGUGCGAUGUGCCAACGCCAUUUGGCAGAGGCAGGCCACCAUAAAGCGGGCCGAGAUGGAGCGGCUGGGCAGGAUGACCCCGCGAAAGGCCCUCACCUACAAGGAUACCAACAAGUUCGAUCCCGACAACGCGGAGCAGAUGAACCAGUUGCUCAAGGAUGGCCUACGAGCCCUGAGGAAGGAACCUCGCUUCGUGCUGGCCAGUCUGCCGGAGGCCCACAAGCUGCCAAUCCUGCGGGAGUGGAUCAAGAGGAGGUACGGCAAGACCUACAGCCAGAAGGAGCUGGACGAGAGUAUCACCGAGGCGAACAGGAUUUUCGAACUGGUCACCAUCUGCCAGAGCAGUCCCCCCGACCCCGAUCUCAUGGGUAUUGAUCGCCUGCCCAGAUCCCAGGAGAACUUUGACAACUACAAGCGGAUCAAGAAUACGGCUGCCAUCGUGAAGCAAACCUUCUAUGACCAGCUGAACGAGCGCUACUUGGAGACCGUGGGAUCCGCCUGGUACGCGAUGGGCAACUAUUUGGUGCCCGGAGGACCUCCUCGCAGGACCUUCUUCGCCUACAUAGCCUCGAACCCGCAGGAGAUCAUGCGGGCUAAGGUGUGGAACGGAGAGUUUCGAAAUCACCGCGCCUUCCGCGAGAAGAGGAAGGAGCAGGAGAGGCUUCUGGGCAAAAGUGGUAGUUAGAAAUAAGAGCACUUUGGUAUUCGAA
Drosophila biarmipes is the source of this 2677-nucleotide messenger RNA. RefSeq lists its product as uncharacterized. The coding region runs from base 115 to 2652 and encodes 845 amino acids. NCBI's taxonomy places the organism in Eukaryota, Metazoa, Arthropoda, Insecta, Diptera, Drosophilidae. The transcript has 3 exons. The record is from RefSeq and is a predicted model, not a curated record.